Messenger RNA from Vigna angularis (adzuki bean), 946 nucleotides. RefSeq names its product high mobility group B protein 1. NCBI's taxonomy places the organism in Eukaryota, Viridiplantae, Streptophyta, Magnoliopsida, Fabales, Fabaceae. The transcript is spliced from 8 exons. The record is from RefSeq and is a predicted model, not a curated record. Bases 179 to 700 code for a protein of 173 amino acids.
GGUUACUGUGAUCAAUACAUUGGUACCCUCUUCUUUAGUUUCCAAGAGCCGCUAUCUCUCUGCUUUUGCUAGUGGUACUGUCUUAGCUUUGAUUCUCUUUUCUCUGUUUUGUUCUGUUUCGCUUGUAAGUUCCUCUGUUAGGCUUUCGCCCUUCUAAAGUGGUACAGGAACUUAAACAAUGAAGAAUGCCAAGGGCAAGGGGGCAGUGAAGGUCUCAAAAGAAGCACUGAAGCCUGUUGAUGACCGAAAGGUUGGAAAGAGGAAGGCUCCUAGUAAGCCUGACAAGGGCAGUGCACCAAAGGCAAAGAAGGAGAAGAAGGCCAAGAAAGACCCAAACAAGCCUAAAAGACCACCCAGUGCUUUCUUUGUGUUCCUUGAGGAGUUCAGGCAGACCUUUAAGGCUGAGAAUCCAAAUGUGAAGGCUGUAUCUGCUGUUGGGAAAGCUGGAGGAGAGAAAUGGAAAUCUUUAUCCAGUGCUGAAAAAGCUCCAUAUGAAGCCAAGGCUGCAAAAAGGAAAGCUGAGUAUGAAAAACUCAUGAAAGCUUAUGAUAAAAAGCAGGCAAGCUCUGCAGAUGAUGAUGAAUCAGACAAGUCCAAAUCUGAGGUGAACGAUGAAGAUGAUGAAGCCAGUGCAGAGGACCAUCAAGAGGAGGAAGAGGAGGAAGACGAUGAAGAUGAGGAAGAUGAGGAUGAUGACUGAGAUUGAUGUUUAAAAACUUGGUUUAUGAUGUUUUGUUGGUGAGGGUGGCUAUUAUCUAUUCUGACUGUGCAUACUAGGCCACUUUUUUUAUGUUUUGUGUUGGUAGAAAAGAAUCUCUUCCUUUUGUUGGCUCCUUAAAUUGCCUGCUACUUGAGCUUCCCUCACUUAGCUAUCGUACCUAAAUUGCUCUGUGCAUUGUAGCCUUACAUGGGUUGCUUUAAGUAAUAUUAAUUUCUUUCUGAUCAA